Molecule: messenger RNA, 3795 nt
Organism: Engraulis encrasicolus (European anchovy)
Lineage: Eukaryota; Metazoa; Chordata; Actinopteri; Clupeiformes; Engraulidae
Product: phosphatidylcholine:ceramide cholinephosphotransferase 2-like
Exons: 6
Coding region: 620-1981 (453 amino acids)
Biological process (GO): sphingomyelin biosynthetic process; ceramide biosynthetic process
Cellular component (GO): Golgi membrane; plasma membrane; endoplasmic reticulum membrane
Molecular function (GO): sphingomyelin synthase activity; ceramide cholinephosphotransferase activity
Source: RefSeq, a predicted model, not a curated record
UUUGUUGAUCACAAGAUCACAGCUCAGGGGACGAAAAGAAACCGAUGACUAACGUGAGAGAGGACUCGCCUUUACCGGAAACGGGAUAGGGACAUUUCGGUGUUCGACAGGUGCGUGUGCAAGUGGGCGGUGAUGAUAGGGCUUUUCAGUACACGCUGUAAAGAGAGCAGCGCAGACGGAAAAACGAGUUGCAAGCGCGAAGAAAGUUAACACAAGAGGUUUGUUCGUUUCGGGCUGUGCUUUUGGGUUAGCCUACUGAGAUUACCAACCGACUACUACAUUGAACAAGCGCGUGAAGGACGCAGGUGAAGUUCAUUUGGAAAGAAGGAAAAAAAGAAAAGGUACUACAGGUUGUCAUUCCAAGGAACUAAAGCAAAGGAGACCUAAUUUCAAGAUCAUCUUUGCUGAGACCGCGAAAGGAUUCCUACAUACCUGUUGGAUUAUAUCUGCCUAGACUGAGACACACCUACAUUACUCGCACCCAUUUCACGGUACUUUGGGAUUACAUUUGUCCACACAUACACUCAAGACACGCACAAACACACGCAUUUUAGGCUACAUUAGGACGAUUGCGGUCAAUAGACUCAAGACAUCCACACCCACACACACAAAUAGACUUAUGGCAGCUCCUGAACUGCUAGAUGAGCACGAUGAAGGGGCCAUCAUCCCUUCCGCCACCCCCAGCAGCAGCAGCAUCAGUGGUACCAGCCAGAGGAGCAGCAGUGGCAGCCAGGCUGUCGUAGUGAUUGUAGACCAUGUGGAGGUCAGCAUGGAUGCCCUUCCCCAUCCCCAGCACCAUCCUCUAUCCGCCUUGGAGACCUCACACUGCUCCUCCUCCUCGACAUCCUCCUUGGCUCCAGAGGGCCCCGACGGCCGAGCGACGGGGGACCCCAACCACCACCGGGGCUCUGCCGACGACACGGUCGACGAGGGCCGCAACCACGGCAGCAACAACAACGGCCUGCGCCUGGCCAGGGCCCUGCGCGCCGGCCUGCUGCGCAAGAACCAGGAUUACGUCCGCAUCAAGAUCCCGCGGAGACGUGGAGGGGGCGGCCCCGGGGGCUCCCGCAGAGGUAUUCUGGGGUCAGCGGGGGGGACAGGCGGGGGAGACCCCCUGCCGCAGGAGUGGUGGAAGACGGGCGUGGCGUUCGUGUACACCUGCUCGUGCCUGGUGCUGACCACGGGGGUGAUCACCAUGGUGCAUGAGCGCGUGCCCAGCCAGGUGGCCCCGCUGCCGGACAAGUUCUUCGAGCUAUUCCCCCGCAUGCCCGGAGCCUUCACGGUCACCGAGAUCAACGGCAUGCUCCUGGUCGGGCUGUGGUUCGUGCAGUGGCUGUUUCUCAAGCACAGGGCCAUCAUCGGGCGGCGCUUCUUCUUCCUGCAGGGCACCCUGUACCUGUACCGCUGUGUCACCAUGUACCUCACCGUCCUCCCUGCUCCCGGCCCACACCUGAAAUGUGCCCCCAAGCUGUAUGGAGAUGCGCAGGAGAAGGUGUACCGCAUGCUGAAGAUGGUGUCCGGAGGAGGCCUGUCCAUCACCGGCUCCCACAUCAUGUGUGGAGACUACCUGUACAGCGGGCACACCGUCAUGCUCACGCUCACCUUCCUCUUCAUCAGGGAAUAUUCUCCACGGAACCUGUGGUGGUACCAUCUGAUCUGCUGGUUGCUAAGCGUGGUGGGCGCGGUCUGCAUCCUAUUGGCUCAUGACCAUUACAGCAUCGACGUGGUGGUGGCCUACUUCAUCACCACCAGGAUAUUCUACUGGUACCACACCAUGGCCAACAACCAGUCACUGCGAGGCUCUCCGCACAACUACCUGAGCCACUCGUGGUGGACGCCCAUCUUCAACUUCCUGGAGCGCAACGUGCGCACCACCGUGCCGUGCACCUUCGCCUGGCCCAUCCCCGUCCCCACCUCCUGCUCCUCCGCCACCAACCCCUGCAGGAGGUACUCUAUGGUACAGAGCACACGGGAGGAGUGAUGAACAGCACUGGAGGGGUGGAAAGAUGGAGAGAGAGAGAGCUUAAGAGAGAGAGAGACACACACACACACACACACACACACACCAUGCUUCAUCUCUUUCAUCUGGCGUAUUCCCGCCCCCAUGUACCGCUCCUCCGCCGCCAACCCCUGCAGAAGAUACUCUAUGGUACAGAGCACACGGGAGGAGUGAUGAACAGCACUGGAGGGGUGGGGAGAUGGAGAGAAAGAGAGAGAGACACACACACCAUGCUUCACCUCCUUCGCCUGGCCCAUCCCCGUCCCCACCUCCUGCUCCUCCGCCACCGACCCCUGCAGAAGAUACUCUGUGGUACAGAGCACACGGGAGGAGUGACAGACUGGAGUUGGUGAUGGAGAGAAAGAAAGAGAGAGAUGUGUACACAUACACUUCAUCAACCCUUGUUGGGGGUACUCCGUUGUGAGGGAGUGAUGCUCUGCACUUGUACAGACAGACAGACAGACAGACAGACAGACACUCACACACACCAUACUCCUCAUCUAACCCCUGCCGGAGGUCAUCUACAUCUACAUUGCAGAGCACAAGGGGAGAGUAAUGGACCGUACUCAGAGACGCACUCUCUCUCGCUCUCUCUGUAUCUCCUGCUCUCUCACACACAUUCACUCCUUCUCUCCUUCUCUCCUCCUCUCUCUCUCGUUCUCUUGUUCUCUCUCUCUCUCUCUCUCUCUCUCUCUCUCUCUCUCUCUCUCUCUCUCUCUCUCUCUCGAGCGUGUUUACACACACUCGCCCUCAGCCGUUGCACCUUUGUUGGUUCUUAUAUAUUUUUUUUACAAGACUUGACUUUUUUGAUUUUGAAGACAAAGGAAGAUGUUCGUUUUCUGAGAAGAGUUGUUGGAGGAAGUUUGAAAAAAAAAAGGGAGAAAAGGGUUGACUGGGCUUCCGCAAGCCGUCGUUCAAACACAGACAUACAGUAGCUUUAAUUAUUUGUUGUUAUUGUCGAGUGCUUUAGAUGUCAAGGAUCAUACUAGAGCCCAGCUGCAGUGCCUCUGCCUUUGUGGAAGACCCACGUACCUGCUUCUCUGUACACACACAGUGAUAUACACACACACACACACACACACACACACACACACACACACACACACACACACACACACACACACACACAGGGUCAGUGUCAACUUCAGUUUGGAACUGGAAGGCACAACCGCCCAUCAUGAUGGAACUGUUACCAUGGAAACACGAUAAGGAACUUGUUUGUUUGUGCCGUAGUCAAGUUCACUGCCAGGCAAAGCAGUGACGACGACGAUGAUGAUGCAUGAUGAUGACCUCUCAGAUACAGGGGGGGGGCGGUGCUUUCCGCUAUACAAGUUGACCAAUGAUGACCUCACAGUGGGUGGCCAAGCGUUUCACGUCAAAUGGGCUUGUUUGAAAAUCGUCUUGUCUGGGAGCUUGUAAAACGAUGCUUAACUUUGGAAUGGUGAUGAUUUUUGUCGAUCUCAUCCAAAAACAAAAAGUCAGUGUACCACAUGAUUUGGCAUUGUGUGGUGGUCAAGUGAUGUCUCAUCCAAAAUUGUCACUAUGUCAAAGCGGAGCUGGCCACUACCCAGACUGAUGAUUUUCAGCAAGCCAAAUGUGUGCAAAAGCACAUGCCUGUUGAACUGAAUGAAGUUGUUUUUCCUGAAUGAAGAAAGUUAAUGUUUGUUUGUUUGUGUUUUUGUACUAUACUGUUUCAUUUUGACUGAUGUUUUUUUUGUAUAUGAUGUCACAAUUCUGUUGAAAGUAACAUUAAUUGAUUCACGUUUGCCUUAAUUAUUAAAGUAUUAUUUUCUACA